GAACACCCAUUGGUGAGUGGGGCGGGGCAGGAGGGAGCUGAAGAGUGAGAAAGCCAUUAUUUCAGCAAAAGGUUUUUCCUCCUUCUCUCAGUCCUCGAACCGCUGGCUCAGCCUCUCCGCCCACCACCUGUGAACGAUGCAAUGGAAGGUGUGCUGCGGACGCCCCGUGUCCCGUGCAUAGGAACAUCUCAGCCUCCAGGUCCUCUCCUUCCGGGCUCACGGCACCCCCAUGCUACGAACCGCAGGCAGGGACGGCCUCUGUCGCCUGUCCGCCUACUUGGAAGAACUCGAGGCUGUGGAGCUGAAGAAGUUCAAGUUAUACCUGGGGACUGCAACAGAGCUGGGAGAAGACAAGAUCCCCUGGGGACGCAUGGAGAUGGCCAGUCCCCUGGAAAUGGCCCAGCUGCUCAUCACCCACUUUGGGACAGAGGCGGCUUGGAGGUUGGCUCUCAGCACCUUUGAACGGAUGAACAGGAAGGACCUGUGGGAGAGAGGACAGAGAGAGGACCUGGUGAGGGAUACCCCACCUGGUGGCCCGUCCUCACUUGGGAACCAGUCAACAUGCCUUCUGGAAGUCUCUCCUGUCACUCCAAGAAAAGAUCCCCAGGAAGCCUACAGAGACUAUGUCCGCAGGAGAUUCCGGCUCACGGAAGACCGCAAUGCGCGCCUAGGGGAAUGUGUCAACCUCAGCCACCGGUACACCCGGCUCCUGCUGGUGAAGGAGCACUCAAACCCCAUGCAGGCCCAGCAGCAGCUUCUGGACAUAGGCCGGGGACACGCGAGGACCGUGGGACACCAGGCCAGCCCCAUCGAAAUAGAGACCCUCUUUGAACCAGACGAGGAGCGCCCCGAGCCACCACGCACUGUGGUCAUGCAAGGCGUGGCAGGGAUAGGCAAGUCCAUGCUGGCACACAAGGUGAUGCUGGACUGGGCGGACGGGAAGCUCUUCCAAGGCAGAUUUGAUUAUCUCUUCUACAUCAACUGCAGGGAGAUGAACCAGAGUGACACGGAAUGCAGCAUGCAAGACCUCAUCUCCAGCUGCUGGCCCGAGCCCAGCGCGCCUCUCCAGGAGCUCGUCCGAGUUCCCGAGCGCCUCCUUUUCAUCAUCGACGGCUUCGAUGAGCUCAAGCCUUCUUUCCACGAUCCUCAGGGACCCUGGUGCCUCUGCUGGGCGGAGAAACGGCCCACGGAGCUGCUUCUUAACAGCUUAAUUCGGAAGAAGCUGCUCCCUGAGCCAUCUUUGCUGGUCACCACGCGGCCCACGGCUUUGGAGAAGCUCCACCGUCUGCUGGAGCACCCCAGGCACGUGGAGAUCCUGGGCUUCUCUGAGGCAGAAAGGAAGGAGUACUUCUACAAGUAUUUCCACGACACAGAGCAGGCGGGCCAAGUCUUCAAUUAUGUGAGGGACAACGAGCCUCUCUUCACCUUGUGCUUCGUCCCCCUGGUGUGCUGGGUGGUGUGUACCUGCCUCCAGCAGCAGCUGGAGGGUGGGGGGCUGCUGAGACAGACAUCCAGGACCACCACGGCGGUGUACAUGCUCUACCUGCUCAGUCUGAUGCAACCCAAGCUCAGGACCGCACGCCUCCAGCCCCCACCCAACCAGAGAGGGUUGUGCUCCUUGGCGGCAGAUGGGCUCUGGAACCAGAAAAUCCUAUUUGAGGAGCAGGACCUUCGGAAGCAUGGCCUAGAUGGGGCGGAUGUCUCUGCCUUCCUCAACAUGAACAUCUUCCAGAAGGACAUUAACUGUGAGAGGUACUACAGCUUCAUCCACUUGAGCUUCCAGGAAUUCUUUGCAGCUAUGUACUAUAUCCUGGAUGACGGGGAGCGUGGGGCAGGCCCAGACCAGGACGUGAUCAGGCUGUUGACCGAGUAUGGGUUUUCUGAAAGGAGCUUCCUGGCACUCACCAUCCGCUUCCUGUUUGGACUCCUGAACGAGGAGACCAGGAGCUAUCUGGAGAACAGUCUAUGCUGGAAGGUAUCACCGCACAUCAAGAGGGAACUGUUGCAGUGGAUCCGAAGCAAAGCUCAGAGCGACGGCUCCACCCUGCAGCAGGGCUCCUUGGAGUUCUUCAGCUGCUUGUAUGAGAUCCAGGAGGAGGAGUUUAUCCAGCAGGCCCUGAGCCACUUCCAGGUAAUCGUGGUCAGCAACAUCGCCUCCAAGAUGGAGCACAUGGUCUGCUCCUUCUGUGUGAAGAACUGCAGGAGCGCCCAGGUGCUGCACUUGUAUGGCGCCACCUACAGCGCUGACGGGGAAGACCGGGCGAGGUGCUCUGCAGGAGCGCACACACUGCUGGUGCAGCUCCGGGACCACAGGAGUGUAUCGUGCCACUGCACUCCAGCCUGGGUGGCAGAGAGACUCUGUCUCAGGGAAAAAAAAAAAAAAAAAGCAAAAGAAAACAAUCCACAAAACUGGUGCAAAGGACAUGACCAGCUCCUUUCUCCUCUUUUCCACCCCAGGCUGAAGAGGUGCCGCAUCUCCAGCUCAGCCUGUGAGGACCUCUCUGCAGCUCUCAUAGCCAAUAAGAAUUUAACAAGGAUGGAUCUCAGUGGCAAUGGUGUUGGAUUCCCAGGCAUGACGCUGCUUUGCGAGGGCCUGCGGCAUCCCCAAUGCAGGCUGCAGAUGAUUCAGUUGAGGAAGUGUCAGCUGGAGUCCGGGGCUUGUCAAGAGUUGGCUUCUGUGCUCAGCACUAACCCACAUCUGGUUGAGUUGGACCUGACAGGAAAUGCACUGGAGGAUUUGGGCCUGAGGUUACUGUGCCAGGGACUGAGGCACCCAGUCUGCAGACUACGGACUUUGUGGCUGAAGAUCUGCCACCUCACUGCUGCCGCCUGUGAAGAGCUGGCCUCAACUCUCAGUGUGAACCACAGCCUGAGAGAGCUGGACCUGAGCCUGAAUGAGCUGGGGGACCCCGGGGUGCUGCUGCUGUGUGAGAGUCUCAGGCAUCCCACGUGCAAGCUCCGGACCCUCCGGUUGGGCAUCUGCCGGCUGGGCUCUGCCGCCUGUGAGGGUCUUUCUGUGGUGCUCCAGGCCAACCACCACCUUCGGGAGCUGGACUUGAGUUUCAACGACCUGGGAGACUGGGGCCUGUGGUUGCUGGCUGAGGGGCUGCAACAUCCCACCUGCAGACUCCAGAAACUGUGGCUGGAUAGCUGUGGCCUCACGGCCAAGGCUUGUAAGAAUCUUUACUUCACCCUGGGGAUCAACCAGACCUUGACCGAGCUUUAUCUGACCAACAACGCCCUAGGGGACACAGGUGUCCGACUGCUUUGCAAGCGGCUGAACCAUCCUGGCUGCAAGCUCCGAGUUCUCUGGUGAGGGAUGAUGACCAGUUCUUUCUGGAGGAGGCUGGACAUUGGGCUGGGUGCAUGAGGGUAGAUAAGCUGGAUGGACAAAUACUUUCUGCACUGGUGUGUGCAAUUAGGGGGCACACAGAUGAGGCCAAAUAUGACCUAUGUCGUCUACCGGCUGUGUGACCUUGGAUGAUUUCCU
Molecule: messenger RNA, 3490 nt
Organism: Mandrillus leucophaeus (drill)
Lineage: Eukaryota; Metazoa; Chordata; Mammalia; Primates; Cercopithecidae
Gene: NLRP12
Product: NLR family, pyrin domain containing 12
Exons: 9
Coding region: 230-3316 (1028 amino acids)
Biological process (GO): positive regulation of MHC class I biosynthetic process; negative regulation of inflammatory response; cellular response to cytokine stimulus
Cellular component (GO): cytoplasm
Molecular function (GO): protein binding
Source: RefSeq, a predicted model, not a curated record